Python bivittatus (Burmese python) is the source of this 3175-nucleotide messenger RNA. The record is from RefSeq and is a predicted model, not a curated record. Lineage: Eukaryota; Metazoa; Chordata; Lepidosauria; Squamata; Pythonidae.
AUGGGAGAAGGCGAGGGUGUCAACCUGACGUGCCACAUCACGGGAGAGCCACGGCCGGUGGUGGACUGGGAUGUGCCCCAGGUUGGGCCUGACCCCCCCAUCGUAAUCAAGAAGUCAGAGUCUGACAUCACGCUGCAGAUCACCAACGUCUCUUCCAGUUACAACCUGCGCAACAUUACCUGCCGAGCAGAGAAUGAAGCGGGCAUGGGGGAAGCCGUGGCCCAGCUGAACGUGACCUUUCCAGCUGUGAUUCGCGAGCUGGGCCAGGCGGUCAAACACUACCAGUGGUGCAUCCCCUUCUCCGUGGACGGCAACCCCACGCCCAGCAUCCGAUGGCGGAUCGGCAACUCUGAGCUCAGAGAGACGAGCGACGUUUACACCAGACUCUUCACAGAAUGGGUCCGGACUUCCACCAUCGUCCACGGCUGCUUGUACCUCAACACGCCCACGCACUUCUCCAACGGCAACUACACCCUGCUGGUGGCCAACGCCCUGGGCACGGCCUCUUGCACCACCUAUCAGCACUUCAUGGACAUCCCCGAUGAACAUUUCCGGGAGGAAGAACCUUUCCAUGGAACAAAGGACACAAACGACACCGAGGGGGGGCCCGUGGAGACCACAGAGGAGCACCCCGUUGGGAUCUCCGUGGCCGUGGUCCUGGCGGUCUGUGCCUGCAUCUUCCUCUCCGUCAUGCUGGUCAUCCUCAACAAGUGCGGCCGGCGGUCCAAGUUCAGCAUCAAGCGGUCCGUGGUGCUGGCCCAAGAGGACGACCUGGCCAUGUCCCUGCAGUUCAUGGACGUGGGGGGCAGCCCCCACUCUUCCGCGGACAGCAAGCUGGAGGCGCUCAAGAGCAGCUUCGUCGAGAACCCCCAGUAUUUCUGCAACACCGCCGUCCGCCACAUCAAGCGCAGAGACAUCCUCCUGAAGUGGGAGCUGGGCGAGGGCGCCUUUGGCAAGGUCUUCCUGGCCGAGUGCCACAACCUCACCCCCACCCAGGAGAAGAUGCUGGUGGCCGUCAAGACCCUGAAAGAAGCCACGGAGAAUGCCCGGCUGGACUUCCAGCGCGAGGCGGAGCUGCUGACGGUCCUGCAGCACGAGCACAUCGUCAAGUUCUACGGGGUCUGCACCGACGGGGAGCCCCUGAUUAUGCUCUUCGAAUACAUGAAGCACGGGGACCUCAACCGCUUCCUCCGGUCGCACGGGCCGGAUGCCAAGAUCCUGGACAACGGGAACGGCCCGUCCUUUGGCCAGCUGAACCUGAGCGAAAUGCUGCAGAUUGCCACGCAGAUCGCCUCCGGCAUGGUCUACCUCGCCUCGCAGCACUUCGUCCACCGGGACCUGGCCACCCGGAACUGCCUGGUGGGGCACAGCCUGGUGGUGAAGAUCGGAGACUUUGGCAUGUCGCGGGAUAUUUAUAGCACAGACUACUAUCGGGUGGGGGGCCGUACCAUGCUUCCCAUCCGCUGGAUGCCCCCAGAGAGCAUCCUCUACCGUAAGUUCACCACCGAGAGUGACAUCUGGAGCUUCGGCGUGGUCCUUUGGGAGAUCUUCACCUAUGGCAAGCAGCCCUGGUACCAGCUGUCCAACACGGAGGCCAUCGAAUGCAUCACGCAGGGCCGGGAGCUGGAGAGACCCCGGACCUGCCCCUCGGAGGUCUACGACAUCAUGCAGAGCUGCUGGCAACGGGAGCCCCAGCAACGGCAGAACAUGAAGGAUAUCCACAGCCGCUUGCAAGCCCUGGUCAAGGCCCCCCCGGUGUACCUGGCUAUUCUCAGCUAAGGGGGAGGUGGAGAGAGGGGGAGUCGCCCCCAACAUCUCCAUCCUUCCAUCCAUCCAUCCAUCCAUCCAUCCAUCCAUCCAACCGAGUAACCCAACCCAUACAAGAUCUGUUUCCUGGCAGGGAUUGUGUUCGUUCUGUCUCGGAAAAGCGAACUGGUUUCUCGGCCUGAUGUGGGCAGGAGGAGGGAAGUAGCAGUUUCUCCAUCUUGUGUAUAUAAAGACCGUUUUUGGGGAAGAGCCCCGAUCUGCCGAGGGGAGCACAAUUCUGCAGACCUUGGUUCUCUGGGGCGACGUCCCGCUUCUAACGUGUGGCAGCCAGCCAGGCAGACUCCGAACGGACGGCCGAGAGGAGGCGAGGCAGGGGAAGCCAUUCAGCCUUGUCCGGGGUGACGUCAGCCUGUUUUCCAUCGGUACUCACGAGACAAUCAGAGUGACUCUGCAGGCGCCCUUUGUGGGAAGCAAGCAUAGGUGGUGUCAGAGUGGGCGUGAGGAAAAACGCUGCUGCUGUGAAUUAUUAUUUAUUGUCCUAAGCCGUAGAUCUUCAUUAUAACAAAUAGCUUUCCCCGGGGGAUCUGGAGAAUCCAGACUCACCUGGAUCCAGAAAGCAACCCAAGACUUAGAACUGGCUGGGAAAGGGAGAGGGACGCCCGGCUCGAUUGAGAAGAGCAGGAGCCCCAUCAUCCACGUGUACCCGGAGGGUGUACCCAAGACAAGGUCCAGUGGGGGCUUUCUGACUCGAAUACUGCCUCCAAAAUAACCUGGCCUUGCUUCUAAUGUAGGCUAAAGCUGUAAUAAGUGAAGCCAUUGUGGCCAGCCGGCCUGCCCUCUGCCCUGGCGUGUGGCUUUUCUCGCCUUCUCGGAAGACAAGGGUGAUGGAGGGACAUGGAGCCCUAAGCAGACCACAGGGCUGUUGAGACCCAGCAGGGCUGCUCAGCUGGGGGCAAAGGCUCUUCUGAAAAGUGCCUUUUGUUGAAUUAGCGUGCAGGACAAUCGGUCACCUUCCCCUGCCCCACACCCCCCAAUGUGGGCUCUUCCUCACAUCCAGUUCUUAAGGGGAGCUGAACACAAUUUUCAAGGCAGGAGGGGCUAAGGAAUGACAUUUAACUGGGAUUAGGGACCCCAGAUAUCCUUCUGGCCCCCCGCUCUAAGCACUUACUAUAUUGGCAAGGUUGUGAAGACCUCAUCUUGGGGCUGGACAGACCCCACCGGUCUUCCCAAUUGGGGUGAAUCCAUCUCAGGCAGCCGAGAAGGGCCACCAGGCACUCAAGGACGGACGAUGGGGGGACACAUCAUACCCAGGCUGAGCUCUCGGGGUUAGACGUCUGUAAGAAUUGGAAGAACAUGCUGGAAAGAACCUGGGCUGAAUUAUAAAAUAAAUCUGUCGGAUUCACUCACA